UGUUAACCAUGUCGUUAACCCGAAAACGUUGAGCCCACAGCAUCUCGGUCUGGGUGGGCGUGGCUCUGAGUGAGGAGCGGUCUCAUCCAAGACCUAGGUCAGUCUGAGAAACAGACGGCGUGAGAGUGGGAGCGCUGCGCGGUGGAUGAUAAUGACCCACACAUCUUUAGAUUUUUAACAAAAGAAGAACGCAAGAUGCGGGCUUUUACUUUUACUCUGUUGGUAUUUUUCAGCUCGUGCGUUACAGGGGAGGAACUGUCCGGUUCAGAAUUUGGAGACGAUUAUUUUUCGGAUUUAUCUGAUUUCGAUUUUGGCAUUUCUCCACGGAGGGUCCCAAGGCAGGUGAAAGACAUCAUUGCAAGGGAAAGCAAACCGCACAUCCAGGAGCUGUCCAUCAAGACCACCAUCAUCUCCCGCUACGCCUUCACCGCGGUGCACAGCACCAUGCUCAACAGACACUCGGCCGCCGCCGAGGGCGUGUUCCAGUUCCCCGUUCCCGCCGAUGCCUACGUCACCAACUUCACCAUGAUCGUCGGCGGCCGAGUGUACCAGAGUGAGAUCAAGCCCCGGGAGAAGAAGAAGGUCAGACAGGAUACGGAGGGCGCCGGCACGGCCAAGCCCAAAGACGGGAGCCCCCCCGCAGACGGCUCCACGGAGACGGAGACGUUCCGCAUGGCGGCCGUCAUCCCCGGCCGCAACCGGGCGGUGUUCCUGCUGACGUACGAGCAACUGCUGCGGCGCCGGCUGGGCCGCUACGAGCACGUCACCAGCCUGCGGCCGCUGCAGCUCAUCAGCCGCCUCUCGCUGGACGUCAUCAUCGUGGACCACGCCCCCAUCUCCCAGCUGGAGGUCCUGCCGCUGCGCAACGGGGGAGGCCGGGCGGGGUCCGGCACCAGCCUGUCCAAGGGCAAGACUGAUCUGCCCAUCACCACGGUGAUCAAGCAGAACAAGAACUUCUGCCAGGUCAGCUUCAGCCCCAACAUCGUCCAGCAGGCCAAGAUUGCCACCAGCGGUAACCUCGGCGACUUUGUGGUCCGCUACGACGUGGAGAGAGAGCUGGGCAUCGGAGACAUACAGGUUAUGAACGGCCACUUCGUCCACUACUUUGCCCCCAAAGACCUGCCGGUGGUCCCCAAGAACGUGGUGUUCGUGAUCGACACCAGCGCCUCUAUGCUGGGCACCAAGAUCAGACAGACCAAGGACGCCCUGUUCACCAUCCUGAAGGACCUGCGCCCCGACGACCGCUUCAACUUCGUCAGCUUCUCCAACAAGGUGAAGGUGUGGCAGCCGGGCCGCCUGGUGCCCGUCACGCCCCUCAACGUCAGGGACGCCAAGAAGUUCAUCUACACGCUGGCGCCCAGCGGCGGGACCAACAUCGACGAGGCCAUGCAGACGGGCUCGGUGCUGCUCCGGGACUUCCUGGCGGGCCCAGACGCCAGCCAGAAUAGCGUGUCGCUGGUCAUCUUCCUGACGGACGGGCGGCCCACGGUGGGCGUGGUCAAGUCCAACGCCAUCCUGGGCAACGCGCGCCAGGCGGUGCAGGAGAAGUUCUGCGUGUUCACCAUCGGCCUGGGCAACGACGUGGACUACCGGCUGCUGGAGCGCAUGGCGCUGGAGAACUGCGGCAUGAUGCGGCGCAUCGCCGAGGACGCCGACGCCAGCGCCAUGCUCAAAGGCUUCUACGACGAGAUCGGCACGCCGCUGCUGUCGGACAUCCGGAUCAACUACCCGGAGGACUCGGUGCAGUACGUCACCCAGAGCCUCUUCACCAACUACUUCAACGGCUCCGAGAUCGUGGUGGCCGGCCGGCUGACCGACCGCGACGCGGGGUCCCUCCACGUGCAGGUGACGGCCAGCAGCAGCGACAAGACCAUCGUCCUGGAGACGGACGUGCCGCUGCGCCAGCGGCAGGAGGAGACGAAGCGCCACGUGAAGGCAGCGGUGGCGGCGGCGGCCGAGCGCGCCCGGGCGGCGGCGGCGAGGAGCCAAGGGCCGUCUUCGGCGAGGCCGGUGGGAGGGGCUCCGCCGCCGGCGUCGAGGCCGGUGGGAGGUGCUCCGCCGCCGGCGUCGAGGCCGAUGGGAGGUACUCCGCCGCCGGCGUCGAGGCCGGUGGGAGGGGCUUCGUCGCCGCCGCCAUCGUCGUCAGGGGCGUCGACACCGCUGGAGGGGGCGCCGCCCACGCCGGAGGAGGACUUUGUGGAGCGGCUGUGGGGCUUCCUGAGCAUCAAGGAGGGGCUGCGGUCGCGGCUGCGCAGCCAGACCAGCGGCGAGCGGGAGGGUCUCACACGGCACGCCACCGACCUCUCGCUGGCCUACAACUUCCUCACGCCGCUCACCAACCUGAACGUGGAGCGGCCCCAGGUGAUGGCCAACGGCUCCAUGGCCCCGCCGCCGCCCCCCACCGCCGCCCCCUCCUCCUCCAGGAGCCAGGGGCCCGGAGGACCGGCCAAUGAGCUGGCGGAGGAGGAGGAGGAGGAGGAGGUGGAGGAAGACCGGGCCCGGGUCGGCAACAGGAAGCCGGCCAGGAGCCAGGGUGCGGCUUCUGGGAACGCCAUAGGUGGUGUCGUGAGGAGACCGGCCAGGAAAUCCGUCACCUUCACCAAAACAUCAGCCGACGGGGACCCCCACUUUGUGGUGGAGUUCCCCCAGAGUAAACUCACCGUGUGCUUCAACAUCAACGGAGAGCCCGGGCACGUCCUGCGCCUUGUCUCCGAUCACAAGCACUCAGGGGUGACGGUGAACGGCAAGCUCAUCGGCGCUCCGGCGCCGCCGGGCAGCCACAAGCAGCAGCGCACCUACUUCAGCACCAUCACUGUGGUGGUGGACCGCCCGGGGCGCCGCGCCUACAUCGAGGUCACCCCCAAGAAGGUGAUCCUGGACGGGCACGACCGGCUGGUGCUGCCCUGCGACGCCACGGUGGCCGUGCAGAGCGGCGAGGUGGCGGUGGCGGUGGCGGCGGGCGCCAACGUGACCGUGACGUUGGGCGGGACGGUGGCCUUCGUGAUCCUGCUGCACCGCUACAAGAACCCCGCGCCGUACCAGAGGGAUCACGUGGGGUUCUACAUCUCCAACAGCAAGGGCUUGUCCCGGGACUGCCACGGCCUGCUGGGUCAGUUCCUGCACCAGGACGUGGGGCUGGGAGAGAUGCUGACCGACGGCUCGCCCGAGGACGGGGCGAGGAAGACUCCGGUGCUGAAGGUGAAGCGGCGCUCGGUGCCGGUGGUGAAGAAGACCCGGCGCAUCUACAGCGGCGCGCAGAGCGUGGACUGCUGGUUCGCCCGGAACAACGCGGCCAAGCUCAUCGACGGGCGCUACGAGGACUAUGUGGUGCCACACAUGUUUGAGACGGCUGAGUGGAGAGAGGGGAGCAACGUGUGAGCGGCCUGAGGCGAUCAGCAUUAUCGCGAUCUUUAAUUGUAAAUACCUCGCUUUGUCCGACGAAAACCGCACCCUCCUACUUGUUGCACUUAAACCUGCGAUUUUUAAAAAAUAAUAAUUUAAAGGCAAUGACUUUCCAGUCGGGACUUCAUUGCACCGUUGCGUCGUUGAUUUUUGUAAAUGUAGGCUACCACGUAGGGCCUACGACAUCCGAGUUUUCUCCCACGCACCCGAGACUCUGCUACCUGUACUCCUUUUUGUUUCUAAUUCAAAAGUAUGUUUUUGUUUGAGUAUUUUGUGAGCAUUUUUUUUAUUGUGAAUACAUUUUUUAAUGAAGUGUAAAAUAAUAAUAAAU
This is a messenger RNA of Gadus morhua (Atlantic cod), 3733 nucleotides long. RefSeq names its product inter-alpha-trypsin inhibitor heavy chain 5 (gene itih5). Lineage: Eukaryota; Metazoa; Chordata; Actinopteri; Gadiformes; Gadidae. Gene Ontology annotation, biological process: hyaluronan metabolic process. The transcript is spliced from 14 exons. The record is from RefSeq and is a predicted model, not a curated record. The coding region runs from base 196 to 3378 and encodes 1060 amino acids. Gene Ontology annotation, molecular function: serine-type endopeptidase inhibitor activity.